ACACGGGCCGCUGCUGCAGGCUCCGAGAGCAGCGCGGACAUGGAGGAUGAGGAGCGGAGGAGGAAGGUGGAGGCCGGCAAAGCCAAGCUGGCAGAGUACAGACAGAAGAAGGCUCAGAGUGACGGACAGAAGAAGAAGAAGAAGAAAAAGAAUAAAGAAUCAGAGCCGCAGGACGCGGGUGGAGACAGAGGGGACGGCCCGGCUCCAGAACUUCCCUUUUCCAGAACUCUCCGCAGUGGAGAAACUGUUCAACAUGACCAAAUGUACACCAUAGAGCCUGAGAGUGAGAUCUCCACUACGGCAGAAGAUUACUCCUCUGAGGUGAACGGUCACGAUCCGGUCGAGAAUGCUCCGGACGUCGGGGAGGAGGAGCUCUGUCCUCCCAGCAGGUUACAGGAGAUGGAGAGCGAACUCGCUGCCAAAAACAUGGCGGUGGAGGAACUGAGCCGAGAACUAGAGGAAAUCAGAGCUACGUUUGGAGCUGAGGGAGUACAGCAGCUGCAAGACUUUGAGGCAGCGCUAAAACAGAGAGACGGCAUCAUCACACAGCUAACUGCAAACCUGCAGCAGGCUCGAGCUGAGAAGGACGAGGUGAUGCGCGAGUUCCUGGACCUCACGGAAAAAAGCCAGAAACUACAGAUUCAAUUUCAACAGUUGCAGGCAGGCGAGUCAAUAAGGAGCUCCAGUAUCAGCAGUGCUGCUGCAGAUCUCCUGCAAGCCCGACAUCAAGUCCUGCUCUAUCAGCAACAGCUGGAUGAGAAAGAUGCAGCAGUCAAAAAUCUCCAAAUGCAGCUAGAGAAGAGGGAUGGAGAAAUUAAAGGUCUUCAGGAGCAGGUGGAGAACCAAGAUAAAAAUGUCAGUACUCUCCAUUUGCAGCUAGAUGAUCAGGAUUCAAAGUUCAAAGUUCUCCAGGAGCAGACGGUGGGGACAGAACAAAAGGUCAAACAUCUACAGGAGCAGCUACAGGAAAGUGAGACUAGGGUCAGUGGCCUUCAGGAGCAGAUGUUGGAGAUGACGAAGAUCCAGGAAAGGAUGUCUGAACUUGAGACGGUCUCCAGAGAUACAGAAGAAUCUUUCAUCCAAAGGCUUAACGAGAAGGACUCGCGCAUUCAGGAACAGGAAAGGCUAAUACUAGAGCAUCAACAGUCAUUAUCCCACCUCCGAAACAGUCUCCAAGAAUCCGAGAAGCGUUUUCUUAACAUCACUAAACAGCUGGAGGCGAAGGUCCAUGACCUAGAGGGAUGUGAAGCUGAGCUCCAGGCUUCCAAGGAGAGGGAACGACUUUCAUCAAGUGAAAUCUUGCAACUGAUGGGCACUGUGGAGGUCCUUCAGAAACGCUACCAUCAGGGCAGCCAGUCAGAAGGCGAGGCUCUCCAGAGGGCAGAGCUUGAUGCCACACGAAGGCUGGACCACCUUAGGGCAGAACUGGACGAGAUGUAUGGCCAGCAGAUUGUUCAGAUGAAACAUGAGCUUCUUUCUCGGCACAAAGAAGAGAUGUCAAAUAUCCUCAAUCAGCAUUCCACAGAACUGAGAAAUGUCUCGGACCAACAUCGUGUUGAAACGGAGAGAUUAACAUCUCAGUUGACUCAAAGCACAGGAGAGGUAAAUACCCUGAACGUCAGGAUGAUUGAGCUCCAGCAACGGCUGCAGGAGAUGCAAGUUCUGCGAGAAAAGGCCGAACAUGAUCUCAAACAAACGUCUGAGGAAAAGGUACUGCUGCAAAACCAGGUGCAGAAGCUCACGGAGGAUCUGCGGUUGAAGAAUCAGGAGAAGAGCCAGUCAGAGAUACAGCUCCAGCUUCAUGCUAUAAUAACUGACCUUCAGGCUCAGUUAGCAUCUGUUCAGGAAGCUUCAAGAGAGCUGGAGGCCAAGCAUGAAUCUGAGAUUACCAACUACAGGAUCAAGCUAGAGAUGCUGGAGAGAGAGAAGGAUGCAGUGCUUGAUCGCAUGGCUGAGUCUCAGGAAGCUGAACUUGAACGUCUCCGCACACAGCUGCUUUUUAGCCAUGAGGAAGAACUUUCUAGGCUUCGGGAGGACCUUCACCAUGAGAGUCAGAUGAACGUGGAGAACCUACGAGAUGAGCUCAACCAGCGACAUGAGGUACAUGUUCAACAACUCCGCAAAGGAUUUGAGGAACAGUUAAAGGUAGUUGAGAAUGAGAAGUUGAUUUUGGCAGAAGAAAGAACCUCAAUGUUGCAGGAGAUUGUAACACUGAAAAAUGAUCUGAGCCAAGCGCUGGAGAAAUCUCGAGUAGAGGAGUUGGUCUCACAGCUGAAGGUCCUGCAGGUGGAGAUUCAUGAGCUAAGGCAGAGACAGAGUGAAAAGGGUGAACCUGAUGUAGCACUGAGCAAAAAUGAACUGACGAUGGGCUCUGAGCAGAAUUGGGAGAGAAUGGAAUCUGAAAAUAAACUUCUAAAAGAAACAAAUGCAUCUCUGGCCAAAGAACUGAGCUCUCUUCAGAAGGAUCACAAGAUGCUGUUGAAGAAAAUGGAUACUCAGGUUUUAGAGAACAGGCAAGCGAAUGUGAUGGCUGAAGAACUAAGAGCUGAAAUUGAAAGGCAAAAAAGCACAUUUUCAUUUGCAGAAAAGAACUUUGAGGUGAACUUCCAGGAGCUGAGAGCGGAGCUAGAGGAACAACUUCGGGAGCAGACGCUGCAGUAUGAGGCAAAACUUCGGAAUCUGAAGCCUGAAAUGGAGCAUGGCUCCUUCCCGAAUAUUAAGGCAGAGGAUGAAGAACCAGAAGGAGGAGCGUUGGUGGAAAAAGACACAACGGAAUUGAUGGAAAAGCUCCAGAGUGUAGAGCUGGAGAGGGCGGGGCUAGUGAAACAGGUGGAGCAGAAAGAGACGGAGAUAAAGACGAUGAUACUGGAGAGUGCCAAGCUGCUGGACCAGAUUAAAAGCGUGGAGGUGAAGUUUAGGAGAGUAGAGCAGGAAAACACAGUGUUAUUGAAACAAGUGGAGCAAAAGGAGGCAAAGGUCAAGAUGGUGGAGCUAGAGAGGGCAGGACUUGUUAAGCAGUUGGAGCAGAAAGGGGUGGAGCUGAAGAGGCUCGAACUGGAGAGAGCAGAUUUGGAAGAACAGACUAAAUCAAAAGAUCUGGAGUUAAAGAGGGCGGAGCUUGACAAGUUAGGGAUGGAGGAGCAGGUUCAUCAGAAAGAGGCAGUGCUACAGCAAGAGAAGGUGGAGCUUGAAACGAUAAAGCUGGAAAAGGCGGAGCUGGUAAAACAGGUCGAACAGAAGGAGGCGGAGCUUGAAAAUAUAAAGAUGAAGCUGAUGGAACAGAAAGAGGUGCUGCUUCAGCAAAAAGAGGUGGAGUUUGAAAAGAUAAAGCUGGAGAAGGCGGAUCUGGAGCACCAGGUGGAACAGAAAGAGGCGGUGCUGCAGCAAAAUGAGGCGGAGCUUAAAACAAUGAUGCAGGAUAAGGCAGCGCUAGUGGCCCAGGUGGAACAGAAAGAGGUGGCACUACAGGAAAAGGAGGUGGAGCUUAAAAAGAUAAAGGUAGAGCUAAUGAGACAGAAAGCGGUGCUGCUAAAGCAAAAGGAGGCGGAGCUUAAAACAAAGCUGGGAAAGACCGAGCCGAUGCAACAAAAAAAGGCGGAGCUUGAAAAGACGGAUCUGGUGGAGCAGAAAGAGGUGGUGCUACAAGAAAAGGAGGUGGAGCUUGAAAAGAUGAAGGUGAAGUUGUUGAAAAAGGUGGAACAGAAAGAGGCAGCGCUACAGCAAAAGGAGGCGGAGAUUGAAAGCUUGAAGCUGGAGAAUGCAGAGUUGGUGAAACAGGUGGAACAGACAGAGGUGGUGCUACAUCGAAAGGAGGUGGAGCUACAGAAGACAGAAAACGAGCCACGGGUGCAGCUGCCAGAACCAAAAGAGGCGACGCUACAGCAAAAGCAGGCGAAGCUACAGAGCGUGAAGUUGGGAAAGGUGGAGCUGACGGACCCCUUUCAAGUAAAGAAGGCGGGUCUUAAGGCAGGUCGGAAGGCCAGACAGAAGGUUAGCAGGUUCAGAAGUUUAGAGACGAAGCCCGAUCGUAAGAAACAGAACCGACCACAGAGUCAGUGUUCUGAGGUGGAGCGUGAGGAUGAGGAGGCGGGAAAGACUGGGAAGCACUUAGCUCCGCCUCCUUCUCAGGCUGCGGAGGAGGAGGAGAGCGCGAGAGAGGCAGAUGCCUGUGUUGUGCAUCGCAGUGAUGGCGUGAAGCAGAAAACACACGCUCGUGCUCAGCCCGCUGCUGCUGCAGCGACGCGCUCUCACACACUCACACGCGCUCAAACACACACUCAGCCUGCUGCUGCUGCAGCGACGCACGCAGACGGAGAGAACAAGCCGGCGAGCGACUCGCAGAAACAGGUGGAGAGCCAAUAUGGAGAGUUAUGCUUGGUUCCCGCAGUGACACAGACAGACAUGGAGGGCUUAGAACAUGAGGAGUGUAGGCUGCAGAUGGAGGCUCAGCGUAUCAGCCUCUCUCAGAUUCAUGCUGCGCAGUUAGAGCUGCUUAGAGAGAGCUUACCUGAGUGGGAGGAGUUUGGGAGACAAGGCGGAGCUAAAGCCUGCAGCCCAUCACUGAUCUCCAUCACCCAGGACUGCACACACCUACUCCAGUUGAUAUCUGAUGUGUGUGGAGUUGAUGUGGUGGAUGUGACCGACCAACAACUGCAGAAUCUCCAACCUUCUACCAUCAGAGAGAUCAUCACUACAACUCGAGAGGUGUACCAGAAGCUGCAGCAGUUGGAUACGGGUGUUUCUUCUUCACACACUGGUUUUACCUUGAGUGAGAAUAGAAAUGAGGCGGUGUGUGAUGAUCCCUCACUGAGAACAGAAGAUGACGUCCACACCUCCACGCUCAAUGAUCUACAAGAGGAGCUCCAGGAGGGGGAGGUGGAGCAGAAGCUGGAGCUCCAGGAGGAGGAGGUGGAGCAGAAGCUGGAGCUCCAGGAGGAGGAGGUGGAGCAGAAGCUGGAGCUCCAGGAGGAGGUGGUGGAGCAGAAGCUGGAGCUCCAGGAGGAGGAGGUGGAGCAGAAGCUGGAGCUCCAGGAGGAGGAGGUGGAGCAGAAGCUGGAGCUCCAGGAGGAGGAGGUGGAGCAGAAGCUGGAGCUCCAGGAGGAGGAGGUGGAGCAGAAGCUGGAGCUCCAGGAGGAGGAGGUGGAGCAGAAGCUGGAGCUCCAGGAGGAGCAGCACAGGGAGGAGAUCCAGCAUCUGAGGAGUUACUAUAGUGAGCAGAUCAGAGAGACAGAGGAGCGCUACACCAGCGAGAUCCUCCUCCUGCAGGACCAGCUUCAGGACAUGACUCGAGAAGACACCAGGACAAGCAUGUCGAGUAUUUCUGCACAGGAGCAGCAGCUUCAAAAGCGACAGAGUGAGAUGGAGGAGGAGAUUGCGAGGGUGAUCGUUCAGAUGUCGGUGGAGUUCGCCAGGCAGAGCGAGCUGAAGCGCAUUAGCCUGAGACAGCAGGAGGAGGACAUGCAGGGGGCGGAGCCUGAGCGAGUGAUUGAGGAGGAGGAGGAGACGGAGAGAGAAGGAGUGGAGCGAUGGCGUCCCAGCAUGCAGUGCAGCAGCACACAGACAGAAACGCAGAGGAGACGUGGUGAGGGGGACGAGGACAAGCAGCAUGGCGAGAGGGACGAGGAAGUGGCUGUGACAUCACCGGUGACAUCAUCAUCAUCAUCAUCAUCAUCAGACUCACAGGACAGAGUGCACCAGGUGUUAACGGACAUGUUGAAGAUGACCGCCGUGAUGGAGGACAGGCUGAGCGCCCAACCCCUCCCACUCUCAGCAGCGGACGUGUCUGAGGUGGAGAGCUCCAGCUUGUUGUCGGGGGCGACGGACACUGACGAGGGGCUGGACAUGUUUCAGGAGGCGGGGCCUGGUGUAGAGGGGGCGGGGUCUGUAUGGAGUGUGAGCUGCAAGCUGCAGAAGGCCGUGGAGAAGCUGCUCAUCACCCUGAGUCAGACACACACGCAGUUGGAGCACGCCCAGGUCACCCAGACGGAGCUGAUGAAGGAGAAGUUCAGUUACGAUCAGCAGAUCUCAGACCUUCUGCUCAGACAGGAGGAGCUGCAGCAGAGACUGGAGGAGGAGAGACGAGCUCGGGAGAAGCUCACACUGCAGCUCCAGCACGCUGAAGGUUUGAUUGACGGGUACUCAGGUGAGAGGCGGGCCCUGGAGGAGCAGGUUCGUGAGGGGGCGUCGUUGCAGCAACAGCUGGAGGCGGAGCUUCAGAUGACGAACCACCGACUCCAGGAACUACAGCAGGAAAGACAGGAAGUCUCUGACCAGCAGGAUCUGUUACUACAGCAACACGACGUCACAGUGGGCGGAGCCACAGAGGCAGAGCUGAGCCUAGUUGAGGCUGCAGUAGAUGAUGCACCUGAGGCAGGACUUCUGGAGGAGACAGAAAAGCUCAUGCAGGAGAAGGUUGAUGUUCAACGCCAGGCCCAGAAGGAUCACGCAGAGUUUCUGGAGCAGGUGAAGCAGUUGGAGACGGAGCUUGAUGAGCAGGUGAGAGCCAUGACCAAGCUGGAGGAGACUCACCUGUCUGAGAGUGCUGAUCUCCGGCAGCAGAUCCACGCUCUUGAGAAACAGCUGGAGAACAACCGUCGCUUCCUGGAUGAGCAGGCUGCGGACAGAGAGCACGAGCGAGAUGUGUUUCAGCAGGAGAUCCAGAAACUGGAGCAGCAGCUGAAGAGCAGCAGUAAGCCUCAGGCUGACCACAGCGAGGUGGAGGAGCUGAGCACGGCCCUGCAGGAGAAAGCGGAUUGGUGCAGUGAGCUUUUGUUGCGAGUGGAGCAGCUGCAGAGGGAUGUGCAGGAGCGUGACGAGGAGAUCGAGAGGCAGGAGGAGCGUGUGAGGGUUCUGGAGGAAGUGCUCGUCUCCCACGACAUCACGCCAUCCAGGGAGAACAGUAAGCAGUAUGCCUCCAUGGCAGGCGGGGCUGAUGUCACCCUGGAGGCUUUACUCCAGACUGAGAGAGAGGCACUGGACAGGAAGGAAAAAGAGAUUGUGAAUCUGGAGGAGCAGCUGGAGCAGUUCAGGGAUGAGCUCCAGAACAAGAGCGAGGAGGUUCAGCAGCUCCACAUGCAGCUGGAGAUCCAGAGGAAGGAGAUUAGCACACAGCAGCAGGAUCUGCAGGCUCACACCAGCUUACACACGGUCUUGGAGGAGAAGAACAAGCAAAUUACUCUUCUUAAUGAACAGAUUGCUAAACUUCAGCUUUCCGAAACUACGAAGACUAACGACAAGGAGGUGGAGGUAAAGAACGAACUGGUGCGUGAGCUUAAGUCUCAGGUCGAGUACCUUCGCGCUGAACAGGAUCAUCUUAAACGAGACAGCGAGGAAGAAGUGGAGCAGCUGAACUCAGUAAUCGAAAAACUCCAGCAAGAACUUUCCAAAAUUGAGCACAAACAGUCUUCUGAGCUGGAGGAGGAGGACGAACAAGACCAGCAUGAUGAACGGAAACAGAAGAUGGACCAAAUUCAGAGAGAACUGGACACCCUUAAGGAGGACCACUCCUCACUUAUCAGGAAAUACGAAUCCCUGCAAGAGGAAAGAGAAACAAAAGCAGAAAAGAAGAGGAAGAACGAGAUGUUAGUUCUUGAACUUGAAGACAUGUUGAGGGAGAAGACUGCAGCAUUAGUGGUGGCACAAGUUCAGAUCCAGGCUUUAGAGGAAAGUGCUACCUCCACAGUGGACAGUUUAACUCGGCGAGUAAAGGAGCUUGAGAACUGCCUUACAGAGAGAGAGGUGGAGCUGAGAGAUUGUAAAUCAGAGGUGGAUAAAGCACAAUCUGAAGCAGGAACCCUUCAUCUCAAGAUCUUCCAGCUGGAGGAGAGACUCGAGGAGAAGAACACCACUUUGAGUCAGUUGGUCAACCAAGAGCAUCUUGAAACAAAGACUGAAACCAAAGAGUUUGAAGAAAAUAAGACUUGUUUAGAUAACAUGAAAAAAGGGUUGGAAUUAAAGGUGACCCAUGAAAAGCAUUUGGUUGAACCUCUUACUGGGGAAAAGGUGGGAUUAAAGCAGCAGGGUGGAAUAGUAGAGGAUCAGGAGAAGGUUGCAAAAGAGUUGGAAUCAAAGGUAGCUGGAGAACAAAUGAAAUUGAAAGUAGAUGAAGCUACUGCUGGGUUAAUGGAAUCUUGUUCAGAGAUGGAGGUUAAGAACUUAAUUCUCCUGAUGGAGAAGCUGAACAAACUGGAAAUGGAUCUGAGUUCCAUGCCAAAGGAUCAAGAAUUGCAAAAACUACUGCUUGCCAGUUCAGAGGACGAAGUUGAUGAGUACGAGAAAAUAUUAGCUAAGCUCAUGGAGCUGCUCAACCAAAUAAAGACAACACCUACGUCACCUGCAGAGACCUCAACUGAACGCACUACUGAGACGGAGAAGCUUAUUCAGGAGCUGCAGGAGCUCAAACAUCAUUUAGAAGCUGCUAGGGAAGAGCUGCACAUCUGUAGAAUCCAGAAUCAGGGUUUGCAGGAACAGAUACAGUGUAAGGAGGACCUGAUUGAGAAGCUGCAGGAGGAUGUACACAGGAUCUCACAGAGCAAUAGUGAACAAACUUCCACAGUGAUGUCAGCACUUCAUCAGGAGCUGCAUGAGGUUAAAGGUCAAGCAGAAGCUGCUAAAGAGGAACUGAACGUCUGUAAAGAACUCAGCCAAAGACUUCAGGCACAGCUUCAGAUGUCUGGUGAAGUAGAGAGUUCUGAGCUGCUUCAGGAACUUCAGGGGGUCAAACAAGAAGCAGCAGCAACUAAGGAAGAGCUGAACAGCUACAUAGAGCAGAGCCUUAAACUUCAGGAGCAGAUACAGGCUCGAGAUACAUCUAUAGCCCAGCUCAUGGAGGAAAUCCAGCAGCUCCGUACAGCUUUAUUCAAAUCAGGAGAAGAGAAAGACUUGUCUUCCUCCAAGAAGAAACCUGGACGAGAACAUCACGGGAAGGUCAAAGGUGGCAAUGCAGCCAAAGACAAGGACAAACAGACUGUCUCCAGGAAGAACUCCAGCACGCCACCUUUAGCUCCUUCAGCUAACGGGGCUCCGAACGUGUCCUCUGUGGAUGUGGGGAUACAGGUGGAGGGGCCGGAGCUGGGGGCGGAGCUGGGGGCGGAGCUGGAGGAAGUGAUCAGCGAGUACACGGAGCGGAUCGGACAGAUUCGAGAGCUGCACGCAGCCGAGAUCAUGGACAUGGAGAACAGACACAUUGCAGAGAGUGAGAGUCUGAAGAAGGAGAACCAGAGACUGGAGCAGGAGUGUGACGCACUCAGAGGAAGCAUUAACAAGCUCCGCCCCUUACAGGUUGUGAGACCGGAUCACUCUGCGUCCUCCCCGUUUAGAGACGGGUACACUAGCGACAGCAGCUCAGACGUGGGAUUGGAAUUCAGGAGCACGCCUGAAGGGGCGCGGCCAGACGACACACACCUGCCCGGCAGGAUUAAAGCUCUCCUCAGGGAGGUCCACCAGGAGGGCAUGCAGGUUCUCUCCCUGUCGGAGCUGAGUGUGUGUGACGACUCUGCAGACUGCAGCAGCCUGUUAGCGCAGAUCACACACCUUCAGACUCAGCUCGCUCAGCUGCAGCAGAGCACACACACCACCCAGCAACUGCCCCACACACCGGGUACGACAGAGACAGACGAGUGUGAGAGGCUCAGGGCGGAGCUGGCGCAGGUCAGACUGGAGCUGAACACUGCACAGAGAACCCAGCACACACACCUGAGGGAGCUCGGCACACUCAGGGCCGAGGUGUGUGUGAAGGCGUCCGAGCUGGACUCUGCGAGUGACCGUCUGGCGGAGGAGCAGCGACGGGCGAGAGAGCUGCAGUGGGAGGUGGAGAGAGAGAGGGGCAGGGCUGACAGAAGGGCGGAGGGAGAGAGGGAGGAGCUGGAGGAUGUGAGACUCGCUCUGGAGGAGGAGAGACAGGUUUCAGCACAGAGAGAAGCAGAACUCUCCAAAUAUAUCAGCCUGUCCACACAGCUGCAGGUCCAGUUAGAAUCUCAGAACUGUCGGUUGAAUGAGCUGAGCUCCGAUCUUCAGAAGGAGAAAGAGCUCAAUGCUGAACUGCUUAAACACACUGAACGCCCUCUACAGAUGGAGGACGGCAUUCCCUCUGUCACAGACCACAUGAUCCAGUCUCUUCAGAGCCAGCUGAAGGAGAAGCAGGCGACCCUGUUGCAGCUGAGGACGCAGGCGGAGCAGAGGACGCUGCAGGACCUGGAGCAGAGGCAGCAGUGGCAGAAUGACAGGACAUGCCUGCAGAGACGGGUAGACGAGCUCCAGAGCCUGUUGGAGGGAGAGAGGGAGCGCGUGAGGGAUGUAGACAGAGAAAAAGAAAGACUGGAGCGCAGAGUUGCUGAGCUGAUAGAGAACAACGAGCGGACGGGUGAUCGGGUGUCUGUGUGGAAUUUGGACAACUCUGUGGUCAUGGACUCUAUCGGUACACCCUUACUGAGCACAGCCAGAGCAACAGAUAUCAGGGACAUGGAGAGUGUUAUCACAAGGCUGCAGCAGAUCACCAGCAAAAUCAGCAGGGCUGCAGUGGAGGGAGCUGACAGAGAUAGUUUUACCUGGUUACAGAGGAACCUUCAGGACGUUCUGUCAUUCCUGCAGAAAGGUUCCUCAGAACUCCCUGCUGGACCAGAGAGCGCCAUCCUGCUGACUGGAGGGUUGUCCAGCUUGUUAACAGAGCGACUGCUACGUCAGAACGCAGAGCUAACAGGUUUUGUCAGUCGUCUAACAGAGGAAAAGAACGAGCUGAGGAAUCAGAUUCUAAGUCUGGAGGAGGAGCUCAGGAGACUACGGCACCUUAAGGACCACAGCGUCAGUUCCCUCAGGCCCAGCUCAGAGGUCCCAGGAGGUGUGUUGGAGGUACAGAGGGAGGCCUGGUUGAGAGAGAAGAGAAGGAUGGAGAAGUCCCUGUGUCAGGCGGAGGCGGAGCUUUCACGUCUUCGGGCAGAGGUGCGCUCUGACGCGGUGCGAGACCUCAGCACGUCCGACAAUGACAACGCUGCGCUGAAGAGGAUUUACGGGAAGUACCUGCGCUCCGAGAGUUUCCGCAAAGCUCUGAUCUACCAAAAGAAAUACCUGCUGCUGCUGCUGGGGGGCUUUCAGGAGUGUGAGGAGGCGACACUUUCACUGAUCGCAAGCAUGACCGGCCCACACGGCUACACACACACUGCUAUCGCUGAGAGCGUCAGUCACCGGCGCCGUGGAUACACACGCUUUAGAUCCGCCGCCCGCGUCUGCAUCGCCCUUUCCAGGAUGCGUUUUCUGGUACGGAGAUGGCAGAAGGUGACCGGAGGUUCAAUCACCAUUCACAGGAACGGUGUUGGUCAGAGCCCAGUGAUGGAAGUUAGAAACGAUUCCCCAUACCUGCAGCCGUAUGGAGAGAGAAGAGGAACACAAAGAGGAAGAACAGGACGGGAGUCACCACACGCUACACACACUGCACAGCACAGGUGUGGAGGGAUGAGUACAGACGGAGGAGUGAUGUGCUCCCAUCUACAGAACUACGACCCAGAUCGGGCGCUGUCUGAUUACAUCACUAGACUGGAGGCUCUGCAGCGUAGACUUGGGAGUGUACAGUCAGGAUCAUCCUCGUACACUCAGUUGCACUUUGGAAUGAGAAGAUAGAGAUCUUCAGUGAACCUGAACAAAUCAGCACACACACACACACACACACACACACUCAGUUGCCUUCUUUCACACUGAGCUGCUGUGGUUUUGUACAUAUAAUGUGAAUUUAUUAUUUGAGGGACCAAUCAUACACUCACACACACACACACACACACACACACACACAGUGUCUGUACAUUAGGAGUGUUUGUUCUGUUUGCGGUUUACAGUAAUCCUGUUCUUUGUGUACGUGUGCGGGAAUGCUAAUUUAAUUUAAUUUAUAGAACGGAUGUGGCGUACAGGGUGUUUGGGUUUCUUGCUCGCUGCUGCUGGAUUUGUGAUAACACUGACACAUUGGGUGUGUGUGCGUGUGUGUGUGUGUGUGUGUGAGAGAGAGAGAGAAGGAACAGACAGAUGCUGUUCAUUGCUGAAGGUCACCUGAUAAAGGUUUCUCAUUUGAUAAAAGUGAUACGACUGGAAGGGGUCUGUCUGUCUGUCUGUCUGUCUGUCUGUGUGUGUCUGUGUGUGUCUGUGUGUGUCUGUGUGUGUCUGUGUGUGUGAGAGCUGCAAGGUGUCGUCAGUGUUAUCACACACACUAACACUGUUUUAUUAGCUGGUUCUCCUGAAGUGAACACAGAGGACACUUUGUAGAAGACAUAUUUUUGUAAAGGCAGGAGCUUUGACUUUUAUGGGUAUUUUGUCAAAACUGAAAUAAAGAUUAAUAUAAUAUUUCAAC
Molecule: messenger RNA, 12328 nt
Organism: Clarias gariepinus (North African catfish)
Lineage: Eukaryota; Metazoa; Chordata; Actinopteri; Siluriformes; Clariidae
Gene: akap9
Product: A kinase (PRKA) anchor protein 9
Exons: 54
Coding region: 40-11610 (3856 amino acids)
Biological process (GO): signal transduction
Molecular function (GO): DNA binding; molecular adaptor activity
Source: RefSeq, a predicted model, not a curated record